ACACACACACACACAUCACUUCUGUGUUCCAGUAGGUAGUGGGGCGUGAACAGGGUGGAGUCUCAAGGGGAAGAAAGGGGCCGCAGGACAUCUUGGCCAAGUCUUAGCCCCUGGAGAUGUCGCCACCAGUGGUGCUGCUCUGCCUGCUGCUGCUGGGGAAUUUGGAGCCUGCAGGAGCACUGAUCCGAGUUCCUCUUCGCCGAGUCCAUCCUGGACACAGGUUCUUAAGCCCACUGAAUGGAUGGGGACAGCCUCCUAGCACCUCCGCCUCUGGUGACGAGCGCUCCUUUGUGCCUCUGUCCAAGUUCAUGAAUGUGAGUCCCAGCCACCAUGUUCCCGCCCUUGCGGCAGAAUAUUCAGCUCCUCAUUUGCUCUGUGUUCUCUUGUGCCACCAGGUCCAGUACUUUGGAGACAUUGGUCUGGGAACACCUCCUCAGAACUUCACUGUUGUCUUUGACACGGGUUCUUCCAACUUCUGGGUCCCAUCCUCGAGAUGUCAUUUCUUCAGUUUGGCCUGCUGGUUUCACCAUCGUUUCAACCCCAAGGCCUCCAGCUCCUUUCGGCCCAACGGGACCAAGUUUGCCAUUCGCUAUGGGACCGGACGGCUGAACGGAAUCUUGAGCCAGGAUGAUCUGACUAUCGGGGGAAUCCACGGCGCCUCUGUGAUAUUUGGAGAGGCUCUGUGGGAGCCUAGCCUGGUCUUCGCGUUUGCCCAUUUUGAUGGGAUUCUGGGCCUCGGUUUCCCGACUCUAGCUGUGGGAGGAGUUCAGCCUCCGCUGGACACACUAGUGGAGCAGGGACUGCUGGAGAAACUCGUCUUCUCCUUCUACCUCAACAGGGACUCUGAAGGGUCUGACGGGGGAGAGCUGGUCCUGGGGGGCUCAGACCCAGCUCACUACAUACCCCCCCUCACCUUCAUACCAGUCACCAUCCCUGCCUACUGGCAAGUCCACAUGGAGAGUGUGAAGGUUGGCACAGGGUUGAGUCUCUGUGCCCAGGGUUGUGGUGCCAUCCUGGACACAGGCACAUCCCUCAUCACAGGAACUAGUGAGGAGAUCCGGGCCUUGAAUAAGGCCAUUGGGGGAUUUCCCCUCCUGACUGGGCAGUAUCUCAUUCAGUGUUCCAAAAUCCCAGAGCUUCCCACUGUCUCCUUCCGCCUUGGCGGAGCGUGGUUUAACCUCACAGGCCAGGAGUACGUCAUCAAGAUUUUUCAGAGCGAUGUUGGCCUCUGCCUGUUGGGCUUCCAGGCCUUGGAUAUCCCGAAGCCUGAAGGACCCUUCUGGAUCCUCGGGGACGUCUUUUUGGGGUCCUACGUGGCCGUCUUCGACCGAGGGGACAAAAACAACGGCCCCCGCGUGGGUCUGGCGCGUGCUCAGCCUCGAGCAACCAGACCGGCAGGAGGAGCUACGCAGGCACAGUUCCUCUGAGGACGCCCCGGUUAGGGUACAUUCCCACAAGAGCCACAGAGGCUAUGUUUUUUUCCAAUGAAAAAAAAAAAAAAAAUCCACUUUCCAUUUAAGGAACCCGCUUGGGUAACUUUCGGGUAGGGGAAAUGAGUGUCUGGAGUUGAGGAAGAGAGGGGAGGGAAGGGAAGCAUCCUAUUCUGCCGUGCGCGCGCCCGUGAGAGAGGUCCGGGAACAACCCCCCGCGAAGCUUCUGGCCCGCACAACGCGGAGCAUCACGGACUUUGUAGUCCUCUCCCCGCGGGCGUCGCGAUGACAGCAACAGGUGGCCGCGGUGGUGAAAACGUUAAGGGUUCUCCAGUCCUGGUUCUACGGAGCGAGCUCACCGUCCUGCGGACCUUGUGCGUCCUACCCUCCCUCUGGGGAUUCCAGGACCCCCGGGCCUGCCGUAGAGGCGGAGCCCGUAGACCUGGGUCGUGGGAAGCAGGGCUGUCCCUCCUCCGUUGUCACAGGCCGCUCAGAGAUUCCGGGACUCAGUCAGCCCUCCUCCACCGCCAGAUUCCUCCUGUCUCCUCCUCACCGAAACUUGGGGUGAGUUCGGGGGAGGGGGCGGAGGCUCAAGCUCUCGGGGCGGGAAGACAGUCUGCAGCUCAGCUUGUGAGACAGGGGACGGGACGGGAGACCAAAGCUUGCAGCGGAAGGAUCACCCAGACUCUGAGCUUUGAAAGGGGAGGGGCAAGAUACUUGCGUGUGGAGUCGUUUUGCUUGCUUGUUUGUUUUGGUUUUUCGAGACAGAGUUUUCUCCGUGUGACCCCUGGCUGUCCUGGAACUCGCUCUGUGGACUAGUCUGGCCUCGAAUUCAGAGAGAUCCAGCUGCCUCUGCUUCCAGAGGAUUGGGAUUAAAGACAUGCGCCACCACAGCCUGGCUGUGUCUCUCUGUGUAUUGGGGUCUUUUGCUGUGACUCUUCACAGUCUCUGUUUUACUAAGACUCUCCCUGGAUUUUGCAUUGAUGGGUGGGGUGUAGGGGUCGGAGCAGAAAGGAAUCUUAGCAGUCCAGGAGGGGAAGGCUGGUCCUACUGACCUGGCCUUGGAAGUAAGGGAGGGGACAGCGGGAGGGAUGGCAGAGGUGACAGAACGUGUCUGGGGAAAGAAUGACUAUGGAUGCAGUGGACCAGGACUGAGAAAAAAAAAGUCUCCAGAAAUGAGCAACUCAGCCUUGAUUCUGGGUGUCCUGUGAUGGGAGCCCCACCCAGUCUCUGGCUGAAGGAAAGUAGUUCUCUAGUGACAACCCCGCUCUGGUGAGGCUAUGGGAGGGACGACCACACCCAAGUUUCCAGGGCUCCAUGAGUGUCCCACUGUUGGCUGCUCUUUAUCCCCACCUCUAACCCCUGUUAGAGUCUUCUCUCUGUU
Molecule: messenger RNA, 2814 nt
Organism: Psammomys obesus (fat sand rat)
Lineage: Eukaryota; Metazoa; Chordata; Mammalia; Rodentia; Muridae
Gene: Napsa
Product: napsin A aspartic peptidase
Exons: 8
Coding region: 117-1427 (436 amino acids)
Biological process (GO): proteolysis
Cellular component (GO): lysosome
Molecular function (GO): aspartic-type endopeptidase activity
Source: RefSeq, a predicted model, not a curated record